AUGAAGUCCAGUGUAUGCUUUACCAUUUCGCUUAAAAAUUUUGUCGAGUCAGUUUACAUGAAUAGUCUCGCAUUUUCACCACCAAAAACGUUACGUGAUACUGCCAGCUACUCGUUUUUCACAUUUUCGCUCGAAUUGCUUCACGUAAUAGACCCCCUGUCUAAUUUCCUCAACCUACCCCCACUCUUACUAUGGCUAUGUCUAUAAGCUGUAGGGUAUAAAGGACUACGCGAAAAAUGGCAGCAGGCGUGUUGAGAGUCCUGUUGCGAAAUUCAGCAAUACUUUCAACAGAAAGAAAAGAGCUGCUGCAAUGUGGGGGAUCAUUGUAUUGUAUGAUCCAACAACGUGGACAAAAAUGGUACCCAGACAAGGCUUAUUUGGAGACCUUUACACGACCAGCCAUAGUCGUUCCAGAGGAGUUUAGCGAAUGGAGAGUUCGAACCGUUGACAAAGGACCAAGUUUUAUAUGUGAUAUAAAAAACAUAAAAGUUAACUUCGGUCCUCAACACCCUGCUGCCCAUGGUGUACUACGAUUGGUACUAGAGCUGGAAGGUGAAACUAUCGUAGCUGCCGAUCCUCAUAUAGGGCUUUUGCACAGGGGAACAGAAAAACUUAUAGAGUAUAAAACCUACAUGCAAGCAUUGCCAUACUUUGAUCGAUUGGAUUAUGUGUCUAUGAUGUGCAACGAGCAAUGCUUUUCCAUGGCUAUUGAAAAAUUACUUAACAUUGAAGUACCCUUGCGUGCUAAAUACAUUCGGACGCUGUUUGCCGAAAUUACUCGUAUUUUGAACCACAUUAUGGCAAUUGGCACUCAUGCUCUCGAUAUUGGAGCCCUUACACCAUUCUUCUGGCUCUUUGAGGAGCGUGAGAAAAUGAUGGAGUUCUAUGAGCGCGUAAGCGGUGCUCGCAUGCAUGCAGCUUAUAUAAGACCUGGUGGUGUCGCCUUGGACAUGCCACUUGGUUUAAUGGAUGAUAUAUAUGAGUUUGCAUCUAAAUUUUCUGAAAGACUGGAUGAAGUGGAAGAUCUUUUAACAGAGAAUAGAAUUUGGAUCGAAAGAACAACUGAUAUCGGAGUAGUCUCUGCUGAAGAUGCUUUAAAUUUUGGUUUCAGUGGAGUAAUGCUACGAGGAUCAGGUAUCAAAUGGGAUUUAAGGAAAACUGCACCUUACGAUGCAUAUGAUCAAGUAGAGUUUGAUGUGCCAAUUGGUUCGAAAGGAGAUUGUUAUGACAGGUACCUAUGUCGUAUGGAAGAAAUGCGACAGUCUUUGCACAUAAUACAUCAGUGCCUUAACAAAAUGCCAGCUGGUGAAGUGAAAAUCGAUGAUGCUAAAAUUGUUCCUCCAAGUCGCCACGAAAUGAAGACCAGUAUGGAAGCUUUAAUUCAUCAUUUUAAAUUGUUUAGUCAGGGAUUUCAAGUACCACCUGGUGCUACAUAUACAGCUAUUGAGGCUCCGAAAGGGGAAUUUGGAGUAUAUCUUGUAAGCGAUGGUAGCAGUAAACCCUAUCGCUGCAAAAUUAAGGCUCCUGGUUUUGCUCACUUAGCUGCCCUUCAGAAAAUAGGUGUUAAUCAUAUGCUCGCUGAUAUUGUGGCGAUCAUUGGUACCUUAGAUGUAGUGUUCGGUGAAAUUGAUCGAUAGGAUUUUACUAUUUAUCACAAUAUGACAUUUAAUUAUAAUCCAGUCGCAUUGCAUUAGUUACAGUUCCAAUUAUAGAAAAUUAGAAAAUGAUGUAAUAUAUGCAGAAGGAAUAAAUAAAAGAAAAUGUUAAUGCUAAUAGUUCAAGUUACUAAUAUAAAGUGUAAAUGAGGUAAUAUAGGCAUGCAAAAAUUGUAGUUGAAUUUAUUUUAAUUUAUUAACUUUAAUUUAUUGACUUUCUUUUACGUAUUGGUAACAUAAGUAUUAGAAAUUAAUCUUCAUAAUUACCAAAAUUAGUGCAUAUCCCUAACAAUAUAAAGAUUAGAAAUUUUAAUAAUAGCUUUCCUGAUUUUUUAUUUAUAAGUGGAAUGAUAGUCUAAUCAAGGUUGAGAAAUUUAAAACGAUUGUAUUAUAAGUUUCAUUAUAAUUGACAGUAAAGAUCAUAGACUAUAAAUUAUUGUAAAUACCACAAAGUUAAAGAGCUAACAGUACUUACAAGUAGCGUACAUUUACAUUAGAUGCAAUAAUAAUAAUUUUACUUUUAAAAUGA
This is a messenger RNA of Orussus abietinus, 2184 nucleotides long. RefSeq names its product NADH-ubiquinone oxidoreductase 49 kDa subunit (gene ND-49). The record is from RefSeq and is a predicted model, not a curated record. Gene Ontology annotation, biological process: mitochondrial electron transport, NADH to ubiquinone. Lineage: Eukaryota; Metazoa; Arthropoda; Insecta; Hymenoptera; Orussidae. The coding region runs from base 237 to 1637 and encodes 466 amino acids. Gene Ontology annotation, molecular function: quinone binding; NAD binding; NADH dehydrogenase (ubiquinone) activity. The transcript has 4 exons.